UUCAAUAUGGCCUCCGGUGACACUGCACUGUGGCUUCAUAAUAAACUAGGAUCGACGGACGAUUUGUGGUCAGGACGUACAAUAUGCUCGCAACUCAGCAAGGAACGUUUGUUAAGUAUCCUGGAAUGUUUCCAUACACUUCAGCCGCAUGUCAAGGUCAAGCUCAUGCUGUCUUUCCUUCACGUUCCACGGCGAAACACAGAAGUGUGGAAACGGGAAAUGGAUGAGAUUCUGCACAUGGCCAUGAUGGACACCGAUCCAUGGGUGUGCAUGGUGGCAGAGAUUCUGCAGACCUUCCCAGCUACAGGCUCACUGAACACGGCCUUGGAGGAGAACAGUCAGACAUUUGCAGAGGUCUUAACUGACCUCAAGAAGAGUGAAAGUCAGGCGGAUGUUCGCAUGCUGCCCAUUGAAUGCCAGUUCCUCAACAAGACGGCGCUGUCGAACACUGCUGGCCAGCCUCCGCAGCCUGUCAAACACUUCGCUCUCAAGAGAAAACCCAAGUCGGCUACGCUUCGAGCUGAACUUCUUCAGAAGUCAUCAGAGGCAGCUGCCAACAAGAAGAACAAUGUACCUAAUUCUGUGCCCAUCAAGAUCAGGAGUUUUGCCAAGAAGAUGGAUGAUUCAACUCCACUGAAAGGCUUACCAGGAAGGAGUCCGACUACUCCAGCGUUCCGGGCGGCAGGGGCAGGAUUCGGGAGGAUUAACAACACGCCUCUCAGUACUCCCCCUCUCAGCAGCAGGUCCAACUCCGCUCGGAGGGAGGGCAAGAUAAAGUUCUUGGACCUGGAUCAAGUACCAGUUGGUUCCAAGGAAGCCAAGCGGAGAAAGAAGAUGGCUGAAAUUGAGGCUAUUGAGCUGCAGAAGAAGGAGAAAGAGGCAGCAGCAUCCUCAGCAGCAUCGGCAACAACUACGACUGCAGUGACAUCUUACACUCCCGACUAUGCUGCAGGUCUUGUACCUCCAGCAACACCGAAAAUGCCCACCCCAGCUGUUGGAACCAGCACAUCAACACUGCCCACCCCACCCCAGCCUAUGUUCCCACAGCAAGCAGUAGACUCCCAACACAGCCUGCUGCUGUCACCACGGCUGCCACAGUAUGCAACUAAUACAACAGCCCACCAAACAUCGGUCACCCUGUCAGCCUCGACACAGCAGGCCAGACAAAACCUUCAGCAACAACUGCAGCAACAGCUUGGCCAGUCACAGAUCAGGACACAGAUGAUCGUCACCCAGCAACCAGGCAGCCAAUCACAGACAGUGAUACUGCAGCCUCAAACAACCCUGCAGCAGGUAGUCACACAGCAACAAACAGCUGUGCUGGCAACAACUCCACUACAGCAGCCGCAACAGCAGCAGCAACAACAGCAACCUGCUCUACUCCAGCAGUCUGUACAGGUGACAACAACGCCGCAAGCACAGACAGCUGUCGCAGCACCAGCCAAGAAAGGCCUUUCACUCACAAGAGAACAAAUGCUUGAAGCACAGGAGAUGUUUAAGACAUCGAACAAAGUCACUCGGCCAGAGAAGGCCCUCAUCCUUGGUUUUAUGGCAGGGUCAAGAGACAACCCCUGCCCACAGCAGGGCGACAUCCUCAACAUCCGACUCAGUGAAACAGAGGAGACUGUACAACAGACUGACGGUGUCCAGAGGAAGAUGAUAGCGGACACCUACUUCCAAAUGAACUAUUCCACUGGAGAGUGGAAGCGCUUUAAGAAAUUCCGGGAGUUGGGAGCCUCCUAGUACACAACCAACCCAUUGUUAAAUGGGUGUGCGUGACUUGGUGGGGAAUACAUGUGAUAGCUUGGAUCAAACGGGGAAUACAUGUGAUAGUUCUCGAGCCUGUUCACUGAAGGAAUCAACACUAGCAAUGUCGGCAUGUUCAGGGUUGGAGCUUGUUCAGUAGGAACUUAUCCUGGAUAGUCUGUUUACAUUUCAGGCAUGUUCAGGAUACAUGUCUGUAUAAGUUUGGAGCUUGUUCGAGUGGGAGCUCUUGCUCAGAUUAGGAACUUAUCCUGGAUAGUCUGUUCCCAUUUCAGGCAUGUUCAACACUGUUUAGGAUAGGAACUUGUUCAAGAUAGAAGAUUUGGACCUUGUCUGAAAUAAAGUUAGCUGAAGAGCCAGUUUGGGUGGGAGCCUAGCCAUCUAUUUUAUAGUUGAAACCUUUUCCAGUUGAAGGCUUGUACAUAUGGAUAGCCUCUGAUACUGUGACCAAUCUCUGAGCUGGUCACUGCUGGAACUAGGAUACUGGGAUUGAGAGCAGGUGCUUGGAGAAUGGGGGCCUGGAUGAAUGACCAAAGUUUAUAUUUUAUCAUGCAAAGUCUAAAUGCUUGCAACCUGCCUUUGUGUAUGUAUUUUUCACAUCAUGAGAACAUAUACAUGUAUGUUUACCAUCCAUCAUCGAUUCUAUGGGCCAUACACAAGCUGUGCUACUCAACCUGAUGGCCAGAGGACUGAUAAAUGGGAAAGACCUAACGUUUAAUCUCAAUGCCUGUCAACAUGCAGUGUGAUGUUAGAAAAUCUCAAGCUGUCAGCCAACGUCAUCAUCACUUAAAGCCACCAAGCUGUAGUAUUGUGUAUGUUUGCAACUGCAUGUAUAAAUAGUGUUCCCGAUCUUGGACACUUACUACUUGUCAUUCAAAAUGGCUAUUCAAAUUUUUCCAAAUUUUUAAAGGAAUACAAGGAUAUCUCAUAAAACUCACUAAAUUCAUGAACAUAUCCCAUUUCCACGUAACUCCAACUUACUGAGAGGGAGACUAAUGAUUAUACUUAUUGUUUGACUGUUGAUUUUGUGGUAAUGAUGUUAAAUUAUGUAUGGAAGAAUUGUCAUGUUAAGUUAUAUCAUCCCAAUCUCUACAGUAUGGACAUACUUGCUGCAUUAGUGUUAGAAGCUGCCGACUUCUCUCAUGUAGUUCCUGGUCCCUCUGUGGACUGUUAAACAUAAAACACUCCCCUGCAUCAGGAUGGCCCUGUGGUCUGAAGAACUCAAGUACACGUUGAGAGUUUUACAUAAUGGUGCCAUGAAUGGUAUCAUCAAAGGAAAGAAACCCAGAUUCAGCCUGAUUAUCAUCCUUGUUUGUUAGAACCACACCCAAGCUAGUGGAUGCCACCAAGUGGUUGAUAACUAAGCCAAGCAGCACUCCAGGCUUUCCUCCUACAGCUUGCCCUGAUUUAACUGAAAUACCGUUCCAGGUGGGAUUAAACCAAACUCACUCACUCACUGUUGGUUUGUCAGUGCCCUAACCGUCAUAUUGGGUGUCUCCUAAGUGGGAGGUAGGUAGCCUAGUGGUUAAAGCAUUCGCUCGUCACGCCGAAGACCCGGGUUUGGUUCCCAGAUGGGUACAACUUGUGAAGCCCAUUUCUGGUGUCCCCAGCCAUGAUGUUGCUGAAAUAUUGCUACAAGCGUAGUCCAAACUCAUUGUGUAGUAUGUCUCCUGAGUGGAAAAUGUCUUUUGGCAUAAGUCUCAUGGGCAGAAACACACAGAUAUACCAGAAAUACAGUUUGAAGCACGGUGAUUCGCUGUACACAAUCAUUCUCAAAAUUGUUUUUUCCAUCAUGGGCAGGCUGAAAUGGUCGGAAUACAAUUAUGGUUUGGCUUUUUGGUGUCAGGAUGUUUAGAUUCACAUGCUAGAUUUGUAUAUUAUUUCUUGUGUACCUUGCCAAC
Messenger RNA from Haliotis rubra (blacklip abalone), 3665 nucleotides. RefSeq names its product negative elongation factor A-like. The coding region runs from base 7 to 1743 and encodes 578 amino acids. Gene Ontology annotation, cellular component: NELF complex. The record is from RefSeq and is a predicted model, not a curated record. The transcript has 13 exons. Gene Ontology annotation, biological process: negative regulation of transcription elongation by RNA polymerase II. Lineage: Eukaryota; Metazoa; Mollusca; Gastropoda; Lepetellida; Haliotidae.